Molecule: messenger RNA, 1098 nt
Organism: Wickerhamiella sorbophila
Lineage: Eukaryota; Fungi; Ascomycota; Dipodascomycetes; Dipodascales; Trichomonascaceae
Exons: 1
Coding region: 1-1098 (365 amino acids)
Source: RefSeq, a predicted model, not a curated record
AUGAUUGAGGGCUUCAAACUACAAGCAUGUCUUGUGGGCAUUAUUGCCCUCGUGCUACUUGCUAUUGCUUCUAUUAUUGUGAAGGCACACAGCAUAGUCCGGUUUGGUUCUGGGCUCGGCUCCACCGAGGUGCUGCGGAGGAUGUGGUCCAAGUCCGAUCUGGUGCUGUUCCAGCCGGUGCGACACAUCGAGCUUCUCACGCUGCUCGCCUCUCUGGGGCUAUUUUUUGCCCUCCGCGAGUUUAUUGUCGCCGUGUUGCAGCUUGCGGGCCUUUUGCAUCACCGCUACAGCCCUGCUCAGGAUAUUAUUUUCGCGCUAUGCGCGAUCGUGGCCUCUCCAUUCGGCCUAACUGUGUAUAGCUUUGGGGGCGGGCGGAAACUCACCGUGGCCACUGUGUCUAUGACCUUUUUAUUUGUCGGCGCCGGGGCAGCCAGGUUUGUAGACGCUCUUCUUGUCGAGGAACACAUCAACGCUUUCCGCGUGUUGGUCUUCUGCGUGCUCUGUCCUGGAGGCGUCAUUGCGGCCUGUUUACGCGUUAAAUCGCAGCUCAACACCCGGGAAAAUGCCGUGGCGAUGGUGCAAACAUCGUCGCCCAGACCCACUAUGAUUUACCUUUGGAGCGUGACGGUUUUGACUGCAUGCCGGCUUGCUCACUCGGGAACCUUGUUUUUUGCCGGUGGUCCUGGAGAUCACAAGGGCCUGGACCUGCACUAUUUGUCCCGCGUAGCCGCCCAGCUCUCGGAUAUUCUCUUACUCAUGGCCAGUGCUCUCGUAGCAAUUGCAGUGGCCAACAACCGCAUCAUGAACGGGAACUAUUCUUGGCAAUGGCCCAGCUUCCUCGUUCCUGCCCUGUGUGUCCUGCCCAGCGAGGCUGUCAUUACGCUAAUUAUUUUCAAUCGGCACAACGACUACUUUACCAUUUGGCAUCUCGUACGAAACACCAUCAAAGUCGGUGCUACAGGAUUCGUGGGUUCUGUCGCCUAUUUGGGGGUUGUAGCAAAAUACGCCAAAGCCGCUUUGGAUCCGGGUGCCGACGGCCAAAGCGAGCUUCUUGAAAUUGACGAUGAUGAAGACUCGGCAUCCGAGUUCGAAGUCUAA